AUCUCGCGCGGAUCCGGCGGGGGCCGGUUCCGACCCGGCGUCGGGGGAACUUGAAAAAGGCUCGAGCUAGGGUUCGGCCCGAUCGCGCGUUUCCCAACGGCCCCCUCCAGUCAAGCAUCGUAUAUAGGAGGGAAUGUGGUCUGAGUCACGAUCACAAUGUGGCGAAAGAAAUCAACGGGGUCGCUUGCAUCCUGAAAGAACACAACAUGCUGAAUCUGCAGAUUUUCAAAGAACGGUGCAAGUGAUGUCAAGGAGGCAGGAUUAUGAUCGUUGUGGUGAUGGAGGAAGAGGUGGCAGCACUGGCCGUGAAUAUAAUUAUUACAGCCAUUCGGAGGAGUAUCGAGGGUAUUCUGCUGACAACCGUGAUUAUGGACAUGGUCGACGGUUUGGUCCUUCACCUAAAACUGGCUCCUGGGAUGAUGAAAAUUCCAGAUGGCCCAGAGAGGAUCACUCGGAAAGUAGACCAUCCGAUUAUAGAGGACUGAAGACAAAGAGAUAUGCUAUGACUGUUAGGGAUAACUUCAGAAGAAAGAAUUUCUAUUCAUCUCCGCAUGUUCGAGAGCGUUCGCCUCACAAAAGAGAAGUACCAUACUCCAGAAGAGAAUCUCCUCACAGCCGUUCUGGAUCAAGUAUCAGCAACAGAAGUUACUCGCCAGAUAAAAACAAGCAGCCACCUUCUCAUCCAUCCCAGUUCAGCAAAAAUCGAGAAAGAUCUUCUGUUUCUUCUUUGACCCCCUCAAGAGAUGCCUCUCCAUCUGGUUCAGUACCACCAGCUACUUCAAAGGCUGCAAACUUUGAAAAAUCCAGCAAAACAUCUGAGAACCUGAAUAAGGAAGGUACAAGUGAAUGGUGUUCUGAACAGCAGCAAAUUCCAGAGCUGGAGAUCAAUGAAUGUGAUAAUCUUGAUACUAUUCAAAUGCUAUAUCCAGAUAAAUUGGAUGAUGUAGAGAUUAAUACACGGAGUGCUAUUGAGUUUAUAGAUCUAAACCAAACAGAUGUUCGGACGAGAGCAAUUGCUGAGAAAACCAAAGAGAUUGAAGAGGUUUAUAGACAAGACUGUGAGACCUUUGGCAUGGUUGUUCAGAUGCUCAUUGACAAAGACCCGUCAUUGGAAACUACAGUACAGUUCUCACUAAGAGAAAAUUUGCGUGAGAUAGGAGAACGUUGCAUUGAUGAACUGAGAAACUUCAUCGCACAAUAUGAUUCAACUCCUGGAGAGUAUGCAAAGAACUUGUAAUUCCACAUUUUGAAUCCCUGACAAACUGCAUUUGUUCCCAAGCCCAUUUUCUAACAAUCGUAACCAUUAAUUAACAUGUCUUUUGUUCUGAAAUUAGCCACAGAAGCAAAGCAACUCUGUCUGUUAUUUAAGUAUAUUUAAAUGUAUACUUCAAGUUGACAUUGCAAAAAUCACUUUAACAUAUAAGAUGGGCAAUAAAGUAAGUCUAUAUUGACCUCAACAGUACAUUCUUUACAUAACGAUACCUAUAAUUGUAAGUACAUUUCUGAGAUCAAUAUAGGUUGAAUUUGAAAGCACUUUUUGGUGUAAAAGAACCAUGUAGAAUAUUUCCAACAGAAAAUUUGGCAAUAUCCAUGCUUAGCAUCUACAGUAGUGUCUUGUUUUGACUGUUUGAGAGAUUUUUGCCACCAGCCCAGCUAGGAAAAUAAAGUUUGAGAAAAUAUGGUGGUUAACGUUUUUUGUACCUGGGUACUGAAAGAAAAAGAAAAAUGUGACUUUGUGUCCUAUGAUGAUUGAUUGAAUGACAUUUGUAACUACUGUGGUUAUGAGUUGGACAGAGUAACCAGUUUUGUAUUGUGGAACAACAACGGAGAGACAAUGUUUGGCAUUAAUAACUUGAACUGGAGAAGGCCAAACCAGGAUUCUUAUUUUUAAUUAUAUUCACUCCUGUUAAAGAAUAUAUGUGUAUGUGCCAAGUGCAGCAAAAUUACAUUUGAGGAGGAUGCCUUCAAAUGCCAAAUGAUCUGUGACUCUUCCUCUCCAGGGUUGUACAUGAAGGAUAGACAUUUGGGUGGGAAGCAUGAGAGCAGUUAGCGUUCAUAGGCAGACAAACUAGUCAAUGCUUAGAAGGAGAGAAAAAAAAAAUCCCUGAUGUUAAGGCUAUUAAUAGGGCUGAAUUCUAGAGUAUUCCCUGAAGUGAACUCUUUAUUUUUAUACUGGAAACUAUGCUAUUCUUUAUGAUUUGUUAAUUAUUUUGUGUUGGCUUACUCCAUUAAUUAAAAAAAUAGUUUAUGUAAUAUUAGCCAGAUAAUACCAAAUAACCUGUCUUUCAAAAUGUGAACUCUGUUGUACAGAAAAACCCUCUUCUAUGUUGGAAAAUCCAACCUGAAAGCCAGAAGGCCAACUAUAGCAAUAGAAAUUCCAUUUUUCUGCACUUAGAAUUUUCUAAGUUCAUCAUCAAUGUUGUAUAUUAGAUUUCUACACUGAAGAGGCUUUUAUUUGUAACUAAAUGUAUUAGUAUUUUGUAUAAAUGAUCAGUUGUUUAUAAACAGAUUCUGCUUUCAUUACUGAAGUGACAGUAAGAUUAUUGUAGGAGCAUAGAUCAGCCUUGAUGCAUGUAGUGAUAAAGAAACAUGAAAAGUUUUAGUGUUCAGACUUAAGUCAUUGUUAAAGCCAGAACACUCUGACAGCAUAAUGUUUUUCUGUCUUUUAUGUGCUAUGGUGUAUAAAACAUCAUAAUUGUUUCAAAAUGUAUUCAAGAAGUUAAGUGGUUGUUGGAGUGUUCAAAUCAUUCUGUCAACAUGGAAUUUAUUUUAUAAACUGGUUUGGUUGCUGGAAUGAAAGUCUCCAUUUUGUAAUCUGUAGAUGUCCUUUGUAAAAUAAAUUUACACAGCCACUUCUUACUGUGUGGUGUCCACAUCAUAAUACUGAUAUAACUUAGCACAAGGUGACUACUCAGAAGAGAAGCAGGCAGUCUUUUUCUGAGCUGAAAAAUAUGUUGCUGGAAAAGCGCAGCAGGUCAGGCAGCAUUCUAGGAGCAGGAG
Messenger RNA from Hemiscyllium ocellatum (epaulette shark), 3000 nucleotides. It is a transcript of the gene pphln1, whose product is annotated as periphilin 1. Gene Ontology annotation, cellular component: nucleoplasm. The record is from RefSeq and is a predicted model, not a curated record. The transcript has 10 exons. NCBI's taxonomy places the organism in Eukaryota, Metazoa, Chordata, Chondrichthyes, Orectolobiformes, Hemiscylliidae. Bases 134 to 1237 code for a protein of 367 amino acids. Gene Ontology annotation, biological process: protein localization to heterochromatin; negative regulation of gene expression, epigenetic; negative regulation of DNA-templated transcription.